CGCCAUGUACAGCGGGGUGGGGGCAGAGCGGGGCAGAGCCGACAGACAGAGAGUGAGAGCUCCUUUGCCAAAGCCGCAGCGCAAAACACGUGUUACAGAUCUUUUAUGUUAUUAUGAGAAGUGUAAGAUUUUUUUCAGUUCACUCUGAGACUGUGGCGGAAUAAAUUAGACCAUAGCGGGCCGCCAGAGUCUAAGUAAUUAAUGGGAAACACUGACUUUGGCACAAGAGACAGCUUCUCCAGAAAGCAGCAGGACAGGUAGUUCAUGUAGGGACAGCAGGGGAGACAGCCUCUCCUGAGGGAGGGACAGCAGGUGCAGGCAAACACCGGAAAUCAGGGUGGAAUCCUGAAUGGCUGCAAUUGCCCCAGUUUAAACACUGGCUUUAUGUUACUCCACAUGGGAUGUUCUGUCAUGUUUGCCGGCAGCACAGGCCUGCUGUGAAAAAUGGUCCUAAACUGAGACCAUUUGUGGAGGUUGGGGCUGUCCAUUACAGAAAGGAUUAUCUCGAGCACCACAUCAAUACUGAGCACCACCAACACAGCAUUAAAUGCCACAACUCGAUUGUAUCAGGAUACUCUGUCAUGCAUGCCUUCGAGCCUAUCAUCAUUAUGGAGCACGAAGCUGUAAUUGGGGGGUUCAAGUGCCUGUAUUGGUUGGUCAAAAAUGAAAUAGCCCACCACACCAACUAUGGCAAGCUGCUAAGCUUGGCCCAGCUCCUGGGCUGUGACUACUUCCUCAAGCUUAAAAUUGAUCGCAGAAAUAACUACCGCUCUCAUCGCAUAAUUGAUGAGAUGCUAGAAAUUGUUUCCACGGUCAUCGAGGAGCCUCUCAUGGAGCAGAUGAGAGCAUCCCAAGCAAUCAGCCUUGAGCUUGAUGAAAGCACAGAUGUUUCCCUGAUUCGUCAGCUUGAUCUGCACAUCAGAUACCUGGAUAAAGAGGGACUGGUUUUUAACCAGUUCCUCGACAUCGUGACAGUCUGUGAUGGCAAGGCUGAUACCAUUGUCACUGCUGUGAAAGCUGUCCUGCAGAACAAGCAGGUGCCAACAGAGAAACUCUGCGGGCUUAGCACUGAUGGGGCAGCAGUUAUGACAGGGCGUGUAAAUGGGGUUGCUAAGCAGCUGACCGACAGCUUCCCCAUGAUCGUUGCUGUGGCCUGUGCUGCCCACCGCCUUGCCCUGGCCUGUAAGGACGCAUCAAAUGAUGUAAAAUACAUGGGGACCUUCCGGGACCACCUGCAGGAACUACACUUGUUUUUUCAUCACAGUGCAAAUCGGACAGCAGCACUUAAGGCAGCAGCUACCACCCUGGGACUGUCUGACUUGAAGAUAAAGGAGGUGAAAGACACACGGUGGCUAUCUCAGCACCUGGCCAUUGAGGUACUCCAAACAAAUCUCAAAGCUGUGCUUGCCACAUUGGCAGAGGAGGCAGAGAUUAAACGAUGCCCAAUUGCCAAGGGCCUGUACACCUUUUGUGCGACCUACAGGUUUGUGGCAUCGGUGUACCUCCAGGCUGACAUAUUGCCACAUCUUGCAAGGCUUUCAAAAGUCUUCCAACAGGCAAAUGUCAACUUCCUUCACAUCAAGGAGCAGGUUCCCAUAACAAUUGAGACCCUCAGACGCAUCAAGGAUGCAGGUGAGACUCCGCUCCCUGGGUCCUUCCUGUCCCGUCUCCACCAAGACCUUGAUGACCCCCUGGCACUUGGAGCCUUCAUGAUCCAUCAUGAGGAGGAGAGGAACAGGAGAGGACACGGUGUUGAGGACUUGCCACGGGAGGAGCAUUGGACAAAAUUUGUGAAAGAGGUUGCCAGUCCUUACAUCAGUGGCCUGCUACACCACCUAGAAAGGAGAUUCCAGAAUCUCCAUAUCAUUGGGGCCUUCAGCAUUUUCGGACCACAGGCAGCUGCCCUAGCUGAUGAAGAGCAAAACAACCACCUUCAGACCCUGGCAAAAAGGUUUCUUCCUGGAAAGGAGACCUUGAUAUUCCAGGAGUGGCAGUCCUUCAAAGAACACAUGCGUGGAGGAGGGGCAUUCAAGGACAAGAACCAGGCUGAGAUAAUGACUCUGCUAGCCAGUGAGUGCGAUGAAUGGGGACAGAUAUACCCAUUACUCAGCCGAUUGGCAGCAAUUGCACUUGUCAUUCCGGUGUCAAGUGUCAACUGUGAGAGAGACUUCUCCACAAUGAACAGGGUCAAAUCAGACCUUCGCAACAGGCUGCAAGAAGAGCACCUGGCUGCCUGCCUGAGGGUCUCCAUCAAUGGGCCGUGUCCAGAGGAAUUUAAUUACCAAAGAGCAUUAGAACUGUUUUUUUCAAAACCCAGGAAAAUUCAAUGUCCAAAUUCGGGGUGCAAAGUUUGCAAAUAGGAGUGUUGUGUAUGUGUAUGUAUGUAUGUGUCUUUUGGAUGUCUUCUUUCAACUAGUCUGAAAGAAGACAUGUUAUGGAAGCAAAAAAGCCCAAAAUGUUUUUGCCUGCCAAAAUGUUGAUGUACCCUCCGAAUCCAUUUUAUUUUUCAUUACAAUUUAGCUUACAGUUUAAUUAUUUUUUAUUUUAUUUGGUAAAGAUAAACACUUUUGCUUUAUUUCUUUGAUGGCUCAGAUGUAUGCUAUAUUUGAUUUUGUGUUUUCACCAUUAGUGUCUAUAUAACCGAUAUGUUUGUGAUUAAAGCACACAGUUCCUCAUA
Acanthopagrus latus (yellowfin seabream) is the source of this 2677-nucleotide messenger RNA. RefSeq names its product zinc finger protein 862-like. Gene Ontology annotation, molecular function: protein dimerization activity. The transcript has 13 exons. Bases 402 to 2360 code for a protein of 652 amino acids. Lineage: Eukaryota; Metazoa; Chordata; Actinopteri; Spariformes; Sparidae. The record is from RefSeq and is a predicted model, not a curated record.